This is a messenger RNA of Aspergillus sclerotioniger CBS 115572, 2812 nucleotides long. RefSeq lists its product as uncharacterized. The record is from RefSeq and is a predicted model, not a curated record. The transcript has a single exon. Lineage: Eukaryota; Fungi; Ascomycota; Eurotiomycetes; Eurotiales; Aspergillaceae. Bases 256 to 2673 code for a protein of 805 amino acids.
GCCUCCGUUGCCAGACAAACCGCCUCGGAUCGUGACUCCUCUUCCCUUCUUCUGCCAGCCUGCUUGUCUGGUGCUUUAUUUAUUUUUGGCUGUUAUCUGUGCCUUGCCAUUUACUCCGGAUUCGCCUGCUGGUCGCGUGUCUAGUCCUUCCGGUCUUUCCUCAUGAGUCCAGUCACCCGGUUCAACUUCGCCUCCCACAGUAUCAGCGUCCACGUUUGACUGGUCAGCGGGACGAGGUAUCUCUAAUCAGACGCCAUGGCGAUAUGGCCGUUUGGUCGUAAGAACAAGCGGCACACGAUCCAGCUGGAUGCACCUGCCGUGGCCGACAUCCAGUCGUCGCAGGAACCUCGCCACAGCUUCGAUGACAGCAAGCUAAGCAGGAAACUGUCUCGCAAGCACUCCAAACGUCAAAAGAACAGACACGCCCAGCCAGUUGAAGUUAUCCCGAGCUCCUUGCGCGAUGUUUCCCACCCGACGUCCUCUCGAGUUGCUCAAUACCUUCCACCUACGUCACAUAGUGAGCAGCCGACCCCGAUGAAAGAAAACCGCCUCCCGGUCUCCCGAGCAGGCCAGCAUUCCGACGCCUACACUACAUAUUCCAAUAUGAGCCACGACCAGCCUUCUUUGUCUCGGUCUGCAUCACUGUUGAGGUCCAAGCGCAACGAUACCGGGCCGGCAGUUUUGAAGAAAAAGUUGAGCAAGCGGAAGGCUUACGAGAUUGCCAGGGAGCGGGAAAUUCGGAUGCUUGCCUCUUCUCCGAUAGAUAUUCCUCGCCGUCCGUCUCCGUUGCCCGCGGAACAGUUCUCCAUCGAGACGCGCAGGGGUGCCAGAGCCCAGAGUCGGCGCUCAGAUCGGCACUGUUCUGACGGUAGUCUCUCGAUGCGUGACUCGGCUGCAUCCUCCCUCUCGGACAUCUUCGAAUCAUAUACCUUUAAGGUUAACACGUUCGCUGCGUGGACACCGCGUCCGGUCAUACGCUAUGUGGAAGCUCCUCGGGUGUCAACUGCGAAGAGUCAAAGGCCGCCCGAGGCUUCAUUUCGGAGGGAUAAAACACCGACCUUCGCCACUCACGACGAGAAUAUACAUUCUAAAAAGAGAGUGGAUAGAUUGGCCGAUGACUUAGAUGCGGGUGCUCUCCGGGAGUUGCUAGAAAGGGACCGCCGGCGCAGGGAGAGGAAGCAGCUCGAAGACCAAGAGAAACUACACCGGAAACUACAGCAGGCUGCUGAGCAACAACGACAAACAGAAGCAGACGCAGAAGCAGGUGUUGAUACUGUUCCCCAGAAUCUGCCCGGUGAGACUGAAGAGCAAUCUGUAGCUCAACGUGGGCGGCCUGGUGCUGAGAGCUGCGCUACAUCUGACCGGUUAGACGAACACACUCCCCGGACAAACGAAACCAAUGCCUUCCUAGGCGGAGAGUCUUCGGGAUCUUGGUUGAGAGAGGCUUCUAAAGACACCGAACGAGGUGGUCGCCAGUCCAUGGAGAGCGUUCACGUCCUCGGCAACAUUGACGAUAGCUCUAUUCGGGAACCAAAGCUUGUCAUGCGCCGUAGCUUUGCCCCGUCGCAAGACAUGGGCAUGUCCGGCAGCAGCCUCUCUCAUUCACCAUCUAGACGUGAACUCUACAGUCCAACUUCUUCGCAGCUCUAUGGUAUUGGCCGAGAAUCCACAUCCGAUGUAUCGCGAACCAUCGACUCGGAUCGGCGCUUGUCCGACCAUAGCAGUGGACGUGUCAACACAAUUACUUCCAUCUUCCGACGCGGCAGCUCACGUCUCAAGCGGAGCUAUCGUGAACGUUUCCAUGAACGUAGUCCCGAACAUUCGAACCCGUCCCAUGAAUCUUUCUUCAAGGUUCAGACACAGUCGUCAGGUCCGCCUCCGUCGUUCGUUACUCCACGGACAUUCCUUGGAUCAGGUACCAUCAAGCGGUCGCAGUCGAAGUUCACCGAGCAUUUCGGCGAUGAGCCCCUGUCUCCACCGGACUCACGUCUUCAAUCUCCCGAUAUUCCGGAAGUGGUGGACGAAUUUGAAAGAGAGAAUGAGAUGUCCGAUAUCAAUAUGGGGACUCAAUAUCCCAUCCCCAGUUCUGGGUCGGAGGCGCAGGAUAUUCCGAAAAACCGUCACCAUUCUUGGACGGGCGACAGCUGGGAAGGUGACCCAGACAAUCUUCCUCUGUCCCAGUCCUUAGCAUCCGUCGACUCCGAAGGGUCAUGGAUGUCGGGGCAAUUUCUGCGCCGCAUAUCUCAGAAAAAGGCAAGCAACCCACUACGCACCAGUCUUAACUCGUCACGAAACAUCGUGGAAGAAGGGCGCGAGAGUUCCUCCAAAGGCGAUGAGAACCCCACCAGCGAACCGCUCGUCAGAUUCGGAACCCAUCAGGAUGAUUCACCGAAAGCUGGCACUGAUAUAACCGGCCCACAGCCAGACAAGGAUACGAACAUGGACAGAGUACCAGAGCAAACCGAGGAAGCCUGGCACGAUCACAUUGCAAGGAGACCUGUACUCGUGACUCCAGCAAUCCGUCCGAAGUCUAACGAAGGACUUCUUAGAAAUGUCCAGUCGUUCUGUGCCGAUGAGGAAUUCAGCCCCAUCGAAGAGCAUUCUGCCGAAUUUGAGUUUGAAACGCAUGAUGACACGAAAGCGGGCAGCCGAACAGAGUCAGGCGGCCAAUAGACCCAUUUCCGCGCAAGGUUGCUUUGAUCACAACUGUGACGGCCUUGAUUCGAUGAGAAGCCUUUAUCUGUGUUGAGAUCUCUCGAUGUCAUCACGUGCAGUUAUUUAAUAUUUUUUUUUUUUUAGUAUAUACCCCAGU